AUGGGUUCUUCUUUGUGGACUUUGUGUCUUGUUUUGGUUUCACUAGCCUCUUCUGCACUCUGUGCCAACCCACGGAGCCCAGUGGAUGUUCCAUUUGGCCGAAACUACGUUCCCACAUGGGCUUUUGAUCACAUCAAAUACUUCAAUGGUGGUUCUGAGAUUCAGCUUCAUCUUGACAAGUACACUGGCACUGGCUUCCAGUCCAAAGGGUCGUAUUUGUUUGGUCACUUCAGCAUGAACAUAAAGAUGGUUCCUGGUGAUUCUGCUGGCACAGUCACUGCUUUCUAUUUAUCAUCUCAAAACGCGGAGCACGAUGAGAUAGACUUUGAGUUCUUGGGGAACAGAACAGGACAACCUUACAUUUUGCAGACAAAUGUGUUCACUGGAGGCAAGGGUGACAGAGAGCAAAGAAUCUAUCUCUGGUUUGAUCCCACAAAAGCAUACCACAGAUACUCUGUGCUAUGGAACAUGUAUCAGAUUGUGUUCCUAGUGGAUAACAUCCCAAUCAGGGUGUUCAAGAACCUGAAGGAGUUGGGAGUGAAGUUCCCCUUUGACCAACCCAUGAAGGUAUACAACAGUUUGUGGAAUGCUGAUGAUUGGGCCACAAGGGGUGGUUUGGAGAAAACAGACUGGUCAAAAGCUCCUUUCGUGGCGGAGUACAAGGGUUUCCACAUCGACGGGUGUGAGGCCUCAGUGAAUGCUAGGUUCUGUGACACACAGGGCAAGAGAUGGUGGGAUCAAACAGAGUUUCAUGACCUUGAUGGUUUUCAGUGGAGAAGACUCAAAUGGGUGCGCCAGAAAUUCACCAUCUACAACUACUGCACUGACAGAACCCGUUACCCUCAGCUUCCACCAGAAUGCAGAAGAAACCGUGACAUUUAA
Molecule: messenger RNA, 882 nt
Organism: Sphenostylis stenocarpa
Lineage: Eukaryota; Viridiplantae; Streptophyta; Magnoliopsida; Fabales; Fabaceae
Source: the annotation of a GenBank genome assembly